Molecule: messenger RNA, 1625 nt
Organism: Phlebotomus papatasi
Lineage: Eukaryota; Metazoa; Arthropoda; Insecta; Diptera; Psychodidae
Exons: 3
Coding region: 168-1175 (335 amino acids)
Biological process (GO): iron ion transport
Cellular component (GO): plasma membrane
Molecular function (GO): copper ion binding; oxidoreductase activity
Source: RefSeq, a predicted model, not a curated record
AGGUUAUACACGCGAGUAAAAGUGGGAGAAAUGCUUGGAGGAGAUAUUGUAAUGUUGAGAAUGUUGAUGACAACAGUCUCGUUGUGUCCACCAUGUGCAAAACAUUUUAGUUGCAAGAGGAAGUACUUAGGCAGUGUCAUAACUGAACAUAGUGCUAAUGGUGCAAAAUGGAGAUUUGUAGAGUUCUUCAAGAUAUUUAUGGAUACAAGAAGAUCCGGAAGAAAGUUAUUAUAACUAUUUUGCGAACUUGUAUAUUUCUUUGUAUGUUUCUGUUGGCGGCAAUUUUUAUUCGUCUCACAUGGAUUAGACCCCACUUCUCUAUGCACUCGUGUAAACGUCCUUGCAAUGUUCUGGAUCUCCCAAUGAUAUGUCGCAUGCAAUUCAAUGUAGAGGCAAUCAGUUACCACAAUUUAAAUUGCAUAAGAUGUCACAAAAAUCUAACACAAUGCAAUGAUUGCGAAAAGAAAGUUAUUGCAAUCAACCGGCAAAUUCCAUCGCCCAAGAUUGAAGUCUGUGAAAAUGAUAUUGUUGUGGUUGAUGUACUAAACAACAUUCCGGACACCAACGUCCUUAUCAACUGGAAUGGUCAAAAUGCAACAUUGUCUCAGAGGGAGCAAGAUAGAAUUUUCUUCAGUACCAAUUUUGGCCCUUCAGAUUAUCGAUACAAAUUUCGCAUUUCUCAGCCUGGAUUUUAUUUAUACAGCAUACAAGCGAAAGAGAGGGCGCAGAAGGUGUCUGAAGAGACUGCAGGAAGUUUGAUUGUUAGGAAAUUUGAUUUGAAUUCUGCCGAAUUUGAGAAUACAAUUUUGAUAGAAAUUAUCGAAGGUGAUUCUAACAUUAAUCUAAAAUGCACUCCAAAUUCGAGUUUAGUGAAAGAAAGUACAAAAUUCAGGUUGAUCUACUUAGUUUCAAUAUCGAAUAUUCCUCUAAUUUUGUCCGUAGAUAACCAUAAAAUCAAAAUUCAUGCUAUAAAUGGAAAUUCCAUAAAAACUCCAAUUGUGACAAAUGUCAAUUUAAACUUGAAAGAUUUUAUGGAAUUUUCUAUUAUAUAUUCAAAAAAUUCUAAUGAUAGGAAUAUCUCUGUAAAUUUUUCAACAGAAGAUAUUCUAAAAAAUUCAACAAGCAAAAUAAAAUUCAUCUUAGAAAACAACCCAAGAUCGUCACAGACAAUUUGAUCUGUAAAUUGUAGGCAUACAGUCUUCAUGAAAGGCACAUAAAGUAAGCAAUCUCGAAGAAAUUUAUUUAGAUUUUCAAUUUUAAUUGUUCUCCGAAUAAUAUUUAUUUGAGCAAAUCUAUGAAUAGUCCUUUCUUUAAUGCUAUAUACAAAAAAUUGACAUGUGCCUGGCAAAGAGAUUUCCCGAGAAUUCAGUCAAAUAAACCAAAUUACUCAUUCAUUCAACUUUGAAGGAGUUUAAAUUUAAAGAAUUUAUUGUGCGUAUCUGAGAAAAUAUUUCGAUCUUCUCAUUGGAAAAGGGCUAAUAAAAAGAAAUGCAAUAAAUUCAGCGGAUGAAGCAAAAAUUGUGCCAGAGUAUUUCAAAAUGAUCUUAUAGGAUAUAAAUGUGAUAUUGGUACAAUGUCUAAACUAUGUACAAUAAAUGGAAAAUAAAGAAUUUUUUUUUAGAAUA